AGGGGACGGGAUAGGAGGUGUUCCUGGGCGGGGCCUCGAGGCCGGUUUGGAAUUUUUGGCGCGAGCCGGCUCCGCGCGCGUUCACGGGCCGUUCCCCCUCCGGAGGGUCCUCCGUCUGGGCGUCCGGAGCGGUCGACGGCAGACCCCGGCCUGCUUGGCCACCCCGACGGCUCCCGCGGUCUCCGCAGACUCGAAAUCUGGGACCUCGCUGAUCUGCGCCCCGUCCACCCGCCCCAGCUCCUCCCCCCAGCAGCAGCCCCCACUUUACUCGCCCCUCCCGGGAGAGCCCCGCCCGCUUUCCGUCAAGUCUCGCCCUACGGCCGCUCCCGGUGCGCUCACCUCUGUUCGCCAGAGUGUCCCCACGCCCACGGAAGUGAACUGGGCUGAGGCCCUGCCCGCGAGGAACUCACAGUCUAGCGGCAGACCGUGCUCAGCAGAUGUGUCCGGCCCGGUGAAAGGGUGAGGCGAGAAGGCCUGAGUCCUGAGACCCCCGGAAACUGCAGAGGCCAUCCGGGCCUGGCCUCGACUCUGGGCCACCCUGGAGUCACCUGGGAGCCGCUGCUCCUUCUGCCUCCCCCAACCCACCCCUGAGGCUGUUGGCCAGGCCUACCGUGUUGGAUGACUUCAAUUUCUUAAAGAAGCUGAGAGAAGAAAGGAAAGCAAAUAAAGUCAAUUAUUCAAGAGGAGACCUUCAGAGCUCUGUUUGACAACCUGCUUCUAUCCCCGAGCAAAAUCUCUGAGCCUGAGCUAUGGAGCUGGGAGCAGGACAUUGGUGCUUGUCACCCCCACGGCCUUCAUGUUUAAAGCAGAACUCGUGUGUGGUGUAGACGCGGUUCUCUUCCACAGCAUCUUUGGGGUCACAGGACCAGGCGCUGUUUGAGUGGACUCAGCCUCUGUCUCUGCCCCCAAGCCUCCUGCGCUAGUCAUGCCCGUGCCCACGGAGGGCACCCCGCCACCCCUGAGCGGCACCCCUGUCCCAGUCCCAGCCUACUUCCGCCAUGCAGAACCUGGCUUCUCUCUCAAGAGGCCCGGAGGGCUCAGCCGGAGCUUCCCACCCCGGCCCCCUGCCAAGGGCAGCAUCCCCAUCAGCCGCCUCUUCCCUCCUCGGACCCCAGGCUGGCACCAGUCCCAGCCCCGGAGGGUGUCAUUCCGGGGUGAGGCCUCAGAGACCCUGCAGAGCCCUGGGUAUGACCCAAGGAGGCCAGAGUCCUUCUUCCAGCAGAAUUUCCAGAGGCUGAGCCGCCUGGGCCACGGCUCCUACGGAGAGGUCUUCAAGGUGCGCUCCAAGGAAGACGGCCGGCUUUAUGCUGUAAAGCGUUCCAUGUCACCAUUUCGGGGUCCCAAGGACCGGGCCCGAAAGUUGGCCGAGGUAGGCGGCCACGAGAAGGUGGGGCAGCACCCUCGAUGCGUGCGGCUGGAGCGGGCCUGGGAGGAGAACGGCAUCCUGUACCUGCAGACGGAGCUGUGUGGGCCCAGCCUGCAGCAGCACUGUGAGGCCUGGGGUGCCAGCCUGCCCGAAGCCCAGGUCUGGGGCUACCUGCGGGACACUCUCCUUGCCCUGGCGCACCUGCAUGGCCAAGGCCUGGUCCACCUUGAUGUCAAGCCUGCCAACAUCUUCCUGGGGCCCCGGGGCCACUGCAAGCUGGGUGACUUCGGGCUGCUGGUGGAGCUGGGUACAACUGGGGCCAGUGACGCCCAGGAGGGAGACCCCCGCUACAUGGCCCCCGAGCUGCUGCAGGGCUCCUACGGGACGGCGUCGGACGUGUUCAGUCUGGGUCUCACCAUCCUGGAAGUGGCAUGCAACAUGGAGCUGCCCCACGGUGGGGAGGGCUGGCAGCAGCUGCGCCAGGGCUACCUGCCCCCCGAUUUCACUGCCGGUCUAUCUACUGAGCUGCGCUCUGUCCUCGUCAUGAUGUUGGAGCCAGACCCCAAGCUGCGGGCCACAGCCGAGGCCCUGCUGGCCCUGCCCGUGCUCAGGCAGCCACGGCCCUGGAGCGUCCUGUGGUACAUGGCUGCCGAGGUCUUGAGUCGAGGCUGGGCCCUGUGGCAGGCCCUGCUCACCGUGCUGUGCUGGCUCUGGCAUGGGCUGGCUCACCCUGCCAGCUGGAUGCAGCCACCAGGCCCGCCUGCCACCCCGCCCGGCUCUCCACCUGGCUCCCUGCCCUGCAGCCUCCUCCUGGACAGCAGCCUUUCCAGCAACUGGGACGAUGACAGCACAGGGCCCUCACUCUCCCCUGAAGCAAUCCUGGCACGGGCAGGGAGCACCUCUACGCCCCGGAGCAGGUACACACCCAGGGAUGCCCUGGACCUCAGUGACAUUGACUCAGAGCCUCCCCGGGGCUCCUUCCCCUCCUUUGAGCCUCGGAACCUCCUCAGCCUCUUUGAGGACUCCCUAGACCCAACCUGAGCCCCAGGCUUGGCCUCUGCACUUUUAGCCUUUUAUCCUGUUUCCCUCCCAUCCCCCUGAAAGCUGGAUCCCUCUGGAAGCUCCCAUGGCCCCUUUUGUCUGGCUGUGUCUAAUAAAAGGUAUCUGAAUUUUGGGAA
Lemur catta (Ring-tailed lemur) is the source of this 2544-nucleotide messenger RNA. RefSeq names its product protein kinase, membrane associated tyrosine/threonine 1 (gene PKMYT1). Lineage: Eukaryota; Metazoa; Chordata; Mammalia; Primates; Lemuridae. The record is from RefSeq and is a predicted model, not a curated record. Gene Ontology annotation, molecular function: ATP binding; protein kinase activity. Bases 926 to 2407 code for a protein of 493 amino acids. The transcript is spliced from 11 exons. Gene Ontology annotation, biological process: protein phosphorylation.